AUGCAGAACGAUAUCAAUCAAGUUUAUCACGUCGACGGCCUCCUGAAGCACGAACAAAAUCGUGCUUUUGCUGACCUAAGACGUCCCACAGACGGUCGUGCAGAAUGGACAAGUGCAAACGACGGCCAGGACCUAUGGACUGCUGGUGACUCUUUUGAUUGUUGUCGACCGUUGGGAGUUGAAGAAGUAGACCGGCGCCAAAACCGUGUCUACACAAUGCCAGUUAAUGCUCUCGGAAGCUGUGAUUUUAGCGAUGCCCAUUUUAUGCAGCGCAUCAUGUCUGGGCUUGUCUGCUUGUACCCGUCUGUCUGGCUGACCACUCUCCCAAUGAGUCGUUGA
Protopolystoma xenopodis is the source of this 339-nucleotide messenger RNA. The record is from the annotation of a GenBank genome assembly. NCBI's taxonomy places the organism in Eukaryota, Metazoa, Platyhelminthes, Monogenea, Polystomatidea, Polystomatidae.